Messenger RNA from Bombina bombina (fire-bellied toad), 3215 nucleotides. RefSeq lists its product as uncharacterized. The record is from RefSeq and is a predicted model, not a curated record. The transcript has 24 exons. Bases 320 to 3193 code for a protein of 957 amino acids. Lineage: Eukaryota; Metazoa; Chordata; Amphibia; Anura; Bombinatoridae.
AUGGCCUUCAUACAAUUUUCCCACCGAUGUUUUAUUUACGUUUUCAUUUUAUUUAUUUGUUUUUCGUGGUUGCAGUUUAAAGCGUAUUGCUUUAUCUGUCUCCACACAAAAAAGACGGGAGGAGAAGGCUACUGUCUUGAUUGAGGGACAUAUCCCAUGUCAUGGCUUUGAAGACAGCACCACCCAGACUUCUUCCUUGCUUGGCACGGGCUAUGUUUGCCAAGCACUUCACCACUGCAUACACGGAUAUAUGUCCAGCCAAACGUUUUAAUUAAAACUGACAUUUAUUUUGACACAACAGUUUGCAACAUUAAACUGUAUGAAAACCCAGUCUCACAAAAAGAUCUUAGUCAUUCUUCAUGGACAAAAAAGCAGGGUUGUGUUUCUCUCUGUGGCUUUCCCCUGUUUUGUGCAUGCAGCAUCUUUUCCUCCGGGUGCAUCUAGGACAGCUUGUCUAAGGCGUGCCUUCUGGAUCUGGGUUGACAAAUCUUUCUUUGGAUUACAAGAAUGGCACCUGGAAGCAUUUAAUGAAACGGGGUACCCAGUUGUUAUUGAUGAAAGUGUUUCUGCGCAGUGUGGAUAUACAAUUGGUCACGACAUUUAUGGCAAUGUGGAAAUAAGAAUAUCAUUCCUGGGGUGCUGGGUUAAUAAUGUGGCUGACCAACGUUUUGCGCUAAUGGUCACAUUUCAGGUAGGUGAUCCAGCUGGAGAAAUAGUUUCCUACCCAGUGUCAGUGGCCUGUCGUCUUGACAACCCAUGGAAUUUGAGAGAAAUAAUCUGUGAGGAGAAUUAUAUGGAGGUAUCGGUAAGAAGAAUUGUUCCCUGGAUUUCUGAUGAGCUUCUUUUAGGAGAUCUUCAAAUGGGAUGGCCUGUGACACAGGAUGUAACUUGGCAAGUUGAAAUACAACUUGUGGACAGGACCAUGCUUACUAUAUCUGCUCUAGAAGCAUUUAAUAAAGGUUAUGGACUUAAUGCUACAGCAACCAGGGUGGUCUUUAGAGCUCCAUACAACCAAUCAGAGGCUCGGAUUAUAACGAUCUCAGGAUACCAUACUGAAGUGAUCCUUGCAAGGAUGGUAUAUACACAGCCCUUGAUCAUUUUAAUUGUUGAUACAUCAACUGCCUGCCCUAAAGAUCCCCCAGUGUUCACAACAUCCUCAUUGUCUUGGAUGACCCCUGCUGUCCUUUUCCCCCUUGUGGCUGACCCAUUGAGCUUUAAGGACAGGGGUAUACUCAUGGGUGUGGACGGAAUCCUGACAAGCUCCAGUGUUAUUAGUCAGAAUGGAUAUACUUUCCAGCGGAAUGCUACCAGCAUUCAAGUUUCUAUUCCCUAUGGGGCACCUGGUGGUUUUACAGAGAGUGAUAUUGUGGACAACACAUAUGGAAGCAGAUACACAAUCAAUCUUAUGCUACAGCGUGAAUGGAGAGGGGUAACUGCUGAUAUCACAAGACAUACAGCUGUCAAACGUAUAGUCACUCCUUUCAGACCUCUAAGUCUUAUGUUCCUGGACAAUACUCUAAGAAAAAACAGGUUCUUAGACGUGUCCCUUGGCAACUUCUUCUCAGAUGUAGAUCUAAAGUCUUUUGUUAUCCAUAACGUACCCUUAACACUGGAUCAAGCAAAAAGGAGAGGAUUCCAGGUGAUCAAGGUACCAAACACAAAUGGUACCAGUAAAUUUGUUCUUCAGGUUCCCUUUGAUGAUCCACUUGUGGAACAGGAGUAUCUUUAUGACAAUAAAAGACAAUACACCCUCUAUGUGACUUACGUGCUCACUCUACUAACAAAGAACAAAGAUUUCACCUAUACAGAUGUGGUUAAGUGUGAUUCUGAUGAUGUUGUUCUCCCUCGGUAUAAUGGUUUCUGCACCAAUAACAGCCUUGGCAUUGACAUGACUCGUGGUAAUUUGGAUAUCUUCUGGAUCCCAUACAUCAGGAAUAUCCCUUUAACUGAUACUCUGGCUAAAUCUCAGAACUAUAUAGUGUAUGAAAGAAAUUCAAUCUUCCAUCUUGAAAUUCCAUUGUUUGCUGCUGGCCUGAUCUAUGAGGAUGUCACACUGAGCAGUAUUUCUGUUCGACUAAAUUUUACACUACAGGAUAACAAGACACUGGGUGUAAACAGUAACUUCUCAGUUGCAUGCAGCUUCCCCACAUCCAGAUUAUUGAUUUGUCUUCCCAAUGGCAUUAUGAAAGCCAUUGUAGUUGGUUCAAACACAAACCCAAAAUUUGAUCCAAGAAAAACACACCUGAGGGACCCAACCUGCACUCCAGAAAAAGCUGAUGUGGACCGUGCUCUGUUUUCAUUCUCAGUCUCCACUUGUGGAACAAGCAGACAGUUUAGCGGAGACUACCUGGUGUAUGAGAAUGAAAUUACGUAUGAGCGUGAAUUCCUUCCUCCAGUCCAAGCAGUUAUUUCUCGAGACUCUUCAUUCAGGUUAACACUACGCUGUAGGUUCCCUAUCAAAGAUAUUAUUUGGCUCCAUGGCAAAUAUAACGGUACUAAUUAUUACCAAAAUAAGGGGCUCGUGCAAGUUUUAGAAAGCGGUGGCACAAGAGUUCAUCGUAAACGAGCCAGAAAUACUCAGGCUGUAGAGCUGAAGGUUGCUAAGGAUGAAACUUUCUCUUCCUUCUACACAUCUGAGGAGUUCCCUGUGACUAUCCCAAGGACACAACGUCUUAGUUUCCAAGCUGAUGUUCCAAAUUGGCAGCUGAUGUUCCACCCUGUGUUAAAGGAAUGCUGGGCUACAUCCACUCCUGUAAUGGAGAAGUCUCCACAGUGGGAUUUAAUCGUUGAUGGGUGUGCCAAAACUGGUAAGAACUACUCCACUAACAUACCAUUGGUACAAGACGACAAUAUUCCAAGAUUUCAAGUGACUUUUGAAGGUGAUGUUGGCAAACAGUUGUACAUCCAUUGUAGACUGUUCCUGUGUAACCCUGUUAAAGAACCAGACAUGUGCCGUCAAAUGUGUGAGCAAUCAAAGCAUGGAAUGGGGAGGAGAUCUGUGCCCAUGGAUCGGUCAUUUGAGGUUUUGACAGUAGGCCCCAUCCAGAUUGUAGCUCAAGAGAAAAGUGUCCAGUACCAGCAUAUUGAUGAGAGAUGGCAUGCAUGGACCUGGAUUCUUUCACUUGGACUUGCUGUAAUUGCAGCUUUAACUGUUGGUUCAGUCAUCCUUGCUGUUCGUCUGUUUAUUCUUUAAAAUAAAUAAGUUUAAUUUUCUA